UCUGCAUUUCAUUUCACUUGCAAGGAAAGAUGCUGGCUGAUAUAGAGAAACCUAUAUGCCCUGCGGGAUUAACCUUUGAAGAACUUCUGGAUCGACAGCUUAAAAUAGACGACACGAACCCAUGCUCUAAUCGCGCUCAGCAUCGCUCUCCAUUAAAAACUAUCUCGACACCGAGAUCGUCGCCCACAUGCCGAGAGGAACUCACCGAGAAUGCAAAUCCAGCGGUCGAAAAAGCAAUAGAGAAUGACGAUGUCGAUGUAAUACUAGAAACGCAAGUUCUUACUCCAGCCCGCCUGGCGAAUAGAAAAAGAUGGCAUCAAAUUCAACGGUCGGCUGCUGAUCAGCGAGAUGAGUUCGAAGAACUGGAACGACUGAUUCUUGGGGGAUCAACAUCCGAUGAGGAGGAAGAAGGAGCUUCCACAGGGCCCGCGAAUGAGAUGGAUAAUAGUGCAAAAAAGGAAGCAGAUAGUGUCGGAAGGCGGGUGAACGGCCGUGGUCACUGUUCCCCGAAAGCAUCAGCCGAAAAUCUUUCCACAACAAAUCGCCCAAGGAUGACUUCAACCAAUGGCAAUCUUACUGCCGACCCUGGGUUACAUCCAAUGCACAGAUUUCGAGGACGUAAUAACUCUUCGCAAGAUAAACCAUUGAUUACGGAAGAAGAUGAACCGAAGAACUGGAGAGAAGUAACCAGCCCUAUGGCGAGCUCAAAGAGGUUCCUCUCUAAAGUCUUCUCGGAAGGGGAGCAGCCAGGCCGUCUAGAUAAUGUUCCGGAUAGCGCGCAUCCGGGAAAUGGGGUGGACAUACCAAUCGCAGAUGCUUCAGAUAUAGAAGCACAAGCUAGUGAAGGAGACAGCUCCAGCGCCGGGAUUGGUCCCUCAAGGCUUUUAUACAGCCUGUUUCCGGGGCUGAGGCCAAAAUUGAACAAGCCUGCAGAGGAUCCAGGGAAACUUGGGGAGGAAGCAAGUGACGGACUACCAAAAAAGUCCACGUCGACGAUAGAAGACGAAUUGAAACAGAAGCUCCAGAACUUGCAGCAGGAACUUGAAAAGUUCAAAAAAGCAGACGAUCUCACUCGACGAGGAUCGCGCGAGAACGAGCAAGCUAUGAAGAUCCUGGACGGCGAGAAGAAGUCUUUCGAGAAGUUCAAGCAGGAAGAAAUCGAAAAGAUCAAUCAAAUGCGAGAAGACGCGUUGCGAGACCUUAAAAGAGAACGUAAAAUUUGGGAAAAGCAGCGAAAGGCAGCUGAGAUUUUGCCGACUAAAAGAGAGAGACAAGAUGUCGAAUUGCUUCGAAAGCAGAUUGAGACCCUGCAGGCUAGCUUUAAGGAGAAAGAGUCCAGGAUGACUCUUGCUCAGGACCGCUUGAAGCGACGCGUUGAAGAUCUAACUCGAAGAAAUAUGGAACUGCAGGAGGAGGUGAAGGUUCUUGAACAGGAACGUGCAGCAUAUGUUGAGCGAAAUCAAACCUGUCUUGAAACCGUUCACAGACCGCCCGUUUAUGCAAAGCACCAGCCUGUUAUCAUUAAGCAUGUGAAGGGUGCGGAAUCAACCCCCACAAAUGGAUGGACAAGCCGUGAGGAGGAACGAAUCGGAAGUUCUGCUCCUUCGCCCAGUUCUACUACGCAGAGCAUCUCUGCAGUCACCAAAAAGCGGGUCUCUCGAAGAUCCAUUUCGAACAGUGCUAAGUCAAAGGCUGCCGUGGCAGAGCUGGACGCGCUUGAGAAAAGGUUGAGCUUCUCAGGGUGUGUUGAGCAACGGACAACGUCCGAUGGGAAACUCGAGCGUAUAUAUGCGAACGGAAUAAAGCUCGUCCGAUACUCCAAUGGUACAUUAAAGGAGGUACAUCCUGAUGACGAGUUGAUAGUAAUACAUUUCACAAACGGCGAUUCAAAAACGGUGUUCGCGGACGGUCGCAUCGUAUACUGGUAUACCGAGCAACGGACCUUACAUACGACAUAUAAAGAUGGCUUGCAGGUGUACGAGUUCUCUAAUGGGCAGGUGGAAAAGCAUUACCCUGACGGGACCAACGAAAUCGUCUUCGCGGAUAAAACGGUGAAAUACAUCUUCACCAACGGCGAGGAGGAGAGCCUCUUUCCUGAUGGGAGAAUACAACGUGUUGAAGAGAAUGGAAAGAAAACGUGGGAAUAUCCAAACGGAAUAAAGGAGGUGUACCUAAAUGGAGUUAGGACAAAAUACUAUGGAGAUGGUUUGGUGAAAAUUUCAAACCCGGAUGGUACGGAGGAAAUGCGAUGGUCCGAUGGGCGGGUGAAAGUCAGAGACGCUGAGGGGCGUGUGGUGUAUGAUAAUAAGGUUAUGGAAUAGCAACGAAGAUGCGAAAGAAUAAUAAUAUAUAUUGGCUUCCGGGACUGUUGUUCCGGAGGUAUCCCACGGUACUGUACAUUUUCAACAAGAGAUAGAAUACUAGAAUUCGAAUGUGAGCUAUCGAUGAAGAUUGUAAAUUUGGUGAAAAGGAUGUCACGCGUCCUUUUUUCGUAGGUAUUCUACGGAUGUAACGUCGUGAGCCUACGAGAUCGGGCAACCUGCGAGCUGAUAGCUUCAUCAUGCUACUGUACCUUGAUAUUCUUCCAGAAUCAAUGGCGUUUGUACCUAAAGAAGGAGGCAAAUGCGUCAGCGCUCUCAUGCUAUGAAUCGCAGAUAUUUCAAUCAAACCUUGUUCACUGCUUGCUUUACAAACCGCCCAUCCUCCAAAUAGAGAAGACGAUCUGCGUAACACUCGACAUCCGGAUUGUGCGUUACCUACAGUGAUGGGAGGUGAACAACGACAGAGCCAAAUCAAUAUUAUGUUGGCAGUCUCUUGAACAACAUACCGAACCUUCGUACCAUGACGCAUGUUGUCUUCUUUUCCCGAUUGAUUCUGAGAAGUAGAUUCAUAAUAUCUAUGGUGUUGGCGGUGUCGAGAUCCCCGGUGGGUUCAUCGAGAAGCAGGAUGUCUGGAUCAUUUGACAGCGCUCUUGCUAUUGUACUGUACGAAUUUUAUGUAAAUAUUUACAUACUUGGCACUUUCUUGGUAAAAC
Molecule: messenger RNA, 3034 nt
Organism: Spizellomyces punctatus DAOM BR117
Lineage: Eukaryota; Fungi; Chytridiomycota; Chytridiomycetes; Spizellomycetales; Spizellomycetaceae
Exons: 16
Coding region: 30-2321 (763 amino acids)
Biological process (GO): cilium assembly; centriole elongation
Cellular component (GO): centrosome; nucleus; centriole
Molecular function (GO): tubulin binding
Source: RefSeq, a predicted model, not a curated record